Messenger RNA from Topomyia yanbarensis, 1316 nucleotides. RefSeq names its product serine protease persephone-like. Gene Ontology annotation, biological process: proteolysis. The record is from RefSeq and is a predicted model, not a curated record. The coding region runs from base 172 to 1245 and encodes 357 amino acids. Gene Ontology annotation, molecular function: serine-type endopeptidase activity. Lineage: Eukaryota; Metazoa; Arthropoda; Insecta; Diptera; Culicidae. The transcript has 2 exons.
AAACGAGAAUGAACAGUCGGUGAUAGGACUUCGUCGAGACGAGAACAAGUUUUGCUUCUUGAAGUCAACAGAGGCUGUGCCAUUAUUGUGUUUAUUUCUAAUUCAAAACAUUGUGGAUGUUCUUGACUUGUAAAAUGGUAUUCGUUUAACUGUUCAUUUGGAGAUACCAGAAUGUUUUUCCAAACUAUUGCAACCCAGCUGGUCUGGUUCGGGUUAGUUAUUGCACUUCCCGCAAACGAUCGCUUUGAGGGUGAUCGGUGCAAGCUGGUGGAUGGUGUCACCAAUGGAAUUUGUCGGCAUCAUUCGGCCUGUCCGUACCUGAAGAAAGUUCCAAACAAAGACUGGGUAACCUGUUCUUUCGAUAAAGAUCAACCGAUCGUAUGCUGCCGGGAGGAGCAAACAAGUGGUUUUCUUUCGGCAACCCAAGUGCGGGUUUCUUCAAAAAGUGAGCUUAAGUGUGAAGCGUUUCCGGAAACAUCAGAGAUUAAUGAGCAUAUCUGGAAUGGCGUGGAGGCAGCGGCUGAUGAAUUCCCUCAUGUUGCUGCUCUGGGAUAUCCUGCCAAAAACGAGGAGACCCUUUUCCGUUGUGGAGCUAGUCUCAUAUCCGACCAGUACCUACUAACAGCCGCUCACUGUCUUAUUCCGGAGAGACCGACCUUUGCUCGCCUUGGUGUGACCAAUCUAUUCAAAUACAACGAAAACGAUCCUCCUGUGGAUGUGGCGAUUCAGGAUGUGGUCAUACACCCGAAAUACACCGCUCGACCGCUGACGAAUGACAUCGCUUUACUGAAGUUGAAUCGUACCAUAACGGAACCGUUUCUUAUACCAGCAUGUCUCUAUACCAAGGAAACCGAUCCACCGACGAAUGUUUCCCUAUCGAUCGAAGGCUGGGGCAGUACAGAUCCUAACGAUAUCGGCAUAUCGCCGGUUCUGUUGAAGGCGAACGUCACCUCGCUGAAUCGGGACGCCUGUAACGAUACACUGUCAAAGGAUAAAUCGCGUCGUAGCGCCGGUGAACUACAGAACACUCAGCUGUGUGCGCUGGGACGAAACGCCAAAAACGAAACCGUCGGGGAUACCUGUGUGGGUGAUUCCGGAGGCCCACUGGAGCUGAUUCAGUCCCGCAAGCGCUACAUUGUGGGAGUUACAUCCAACGGGAAGCUGUGCGGAUCGAGUUGGCCUGGUAUCUACACCCGAGUUUCGCAUUAUCUUGAUUGGAUCGAAUCGAUCGUGUGGCCUAACUAGAUAAUUCAAGCACAGAUGAGCAAAGUGAGAAAAAAAAUUAGUUUCCAAAGGUAAUAAAGAUUUGAACAAAA